UUUUUCUUCAUUAUUGUACCACAGUCGAGGGUUGCACCGACGGGAGGAAGAUGAGGUGGAAAUUACUGUAUAUAGGUGUCUUGGGACUUAUUUUAAUGUCGGCAGGGUUAUGUGCGGCCCAAGAAGGUGAAGAUGAAGAUGUUACUGUUGAAGAAAGUGUAGGCAAAAGUCGUGAAGGUUCCAGAACAGAUGAUGAAGUUGUUCAGAGGGAAGAAGAGGCCAUACAAUUGGAUGGGUUGAAUGUGGCACAGAUGAAAGAGCUUCGUGAGAAGGCCGAGAAACAUGCAUUCCAGGCAGAGGUUAACAGAAUGAUGAAACUCAUCAUUAACUCUCUGUACAAGAAUAAGGAGAUUUUCCUCAGGGAAUUGAUUUCCAAUGCCUCCGAUGCUUUGGAUAAGAUUCGAUUUAUGAGUCUUACAGACAAAGAUGCUUUGUCUGCUACAGAGGAACUCAGUAUCAAAAUUAAGAUAGACAAAGACAAUCAUGUCCUCCAUGUAACAGAUACUGGUAUUGGUAUGACGAAAGCUGAUCUUGUAAACAACCUUGGAACCAUUGCCAAAUCUGGUACCAGCGAGUUCUUAAAACAUCUCGGGGAGGCCUCAUCGGCAACUGAGAUGAACGAUCUCAUUGGACAAUUUGGUGUGGGAUUCUACUCUUCUUUCCUUGUUGCUGACCGUAUCAUUGUCACUUCCAAACAUAAUGACGAUGACCAACACAUUUGGGAAUCUGACUCUGAGUCAUUCUCCGUCACCAAGGACCCUCGCGGAAACACACUUGCACGUGGUACUACGAUUACUCUUCACAUGAAGGAGGAGGCAAAUGAUUUCUUGGAGGAAUCCACCUUGAAAGAUCUCAUCCGCAAAUACAGCCAGUUCAUCAACUUCAACAUCUACCUAUGGACCAGCAAGACCGAGGAGGUUGAAGAACCCAUUGAUGAGGAGGAGGCUAAAGAAGAGGCUGCAGAGGAGGACAAAGAUGAAGAAAAAGAUGAAGAUGAGGAUGAUGAUGAAGGAAAGGUAGAAGAAGAAAAGGAUGAAGAGAAGCCAAAGACAAAGAAAGUUUCGAAGACUGUGUGGGAUUGGGAACUGAUGAACAGUGUUAAGCCCAUCUGGACCAGGAAAUCUGCCGAUAUCACAGAUGACGAAUAUACAGAAUUUUACAAGUCCAUCAGUAAAGAUCAUGAUGAUCCAUUGGCCAAAGUCCACUUCACUGCUGAGGGCGAAGUCACCUUCAAGUCCAUUCUCUAUGUACCAAAAACAGCUGCUCCCGACUUGUUCCAGAACUAUGGCAAAAGCACUGACCACAUCAAGAUGUAUGUAAGAAGAGUAUUCAUCACUGAUGAUUUUGAAGACAUGAUGCCCAAAUACUUAUCAUUUGUGAGGGGUGUGGUUGACUCUGAUGACCUUCCAUUAAAUGUAUCCCGUGAGACCCUACAACAACACAAACUCCUCAAGGUUAUCAAGAAGAAACUAGUCAGAAAGACGCUCGACAUGAUCAAGAAAAUCGAUAAAGAUGAUUAUGAAAAGUUCUGGAAAGAAUACAGCACCAGCAUCAAACUUGGAGUCAUUGAGGAUCACUCCAACAGAACUCGUCUGGCCAAGCUUCUGAGAUUUGCUUCCUCCAACUCUGAAACUGAAAAUACAAGUCUGGCUGACUAUCUGGAGAGAAUGAAAGAAAAACAGGAAUCUAUUUACUUCAUGGCAGGAACAAGCAGGAAAGAGCUUGAACAGUCUCCAUUUGUUGAAAGACUUUUGAAGAAGGGAUAUGAAGUCCUCUACCUUAUUGAGCCCGUUGAUGAGUAUUGCAUACAGUCUUUGCCUGAAUUUGACGGCAAGAAAUUCCAGAAUGUCGCCAAGGAGGGUCUGAAACUCGAUGGGGAUAGCGAGAAGGCAAAGGAAACUAAAGAUGAACUCCAGAAGGAGUAUGAACCUUUGACCACCUGGCUGAAGGAUGAGGGACUCAAGGACUUAAUCGAGAAGGCUACCAUCUCUGAGAGAUUGAGCCAGUCACCAUGUGCACUUGUUGCUAGCCAGUACGGCUGGUCAGGUAACAUGGAGAGGAUCAUGAAAUCUCAGGCAUAUGCCAAAGCCAAGGAUCCAACUUCUGAGUACUAUGCAACACAGAAGAAAACCCUGGAAAUCAAUCCUGGCCAUCCCCUCAUCAAAGACCUUAAGGCUAAAGUGGAAGCUGAGGAUGCUGGGGCUAAAGAUCUUGCUCUAAUUCUGUAUGAUACUGCCACUCUCCGCUCUGGUUUCGCCAUCAAGGACUCUGCAACAUUUGCCCAAAGAAUUGAGGCAAUGUUGAGAACAUCUCUGGACAUUCCAAUGGAUGCUGCGGUGGAUGAGUUGCCAGAUUUUGAAGAAGAGGCUGCUGCUGAAGAUGAAGAAACAGAAGAAGUGAGCAGUGAAGAUGGAGAUCAGGAUACGUGUUCGAACUGCCACAGACGGAAAUUAUUGUGGUUUGGGCAAGAUGCAGAAAAAGAUAGCGACGGCGACGGAAUACCAGACAGCGAAGACAAUGACGACGAUAAUGAUGGUAUUCCAGAUUCACAAGAUAACGACGACGAUGGAGACGGAAAACCAGACAGCGAGGAAGAAUACUGUGACAAAGAUGGAGGAUGCAAAGGAAUGAAAGAUUCGGAUGGCGAUGGCAUCCCAGAUCAUCUUGACGAUGACGAUGACGGAGAUGGAAUUCCGGACGACAAAGAAAAGGAUACAGAUGGUGAUGGUAUUCCAGAUUAUCUUGAUGAUGAUGAUGAUGGCGACGGCAUUCCAGAUGACAAGGAACUUGACACGGAUGGAGACGGCGUACCUGAUUAUCUAGACGAUGACGAUGAUGGCGAUGGAAUACCAGAUUAUUUAGAUGAAGAUGACGAUGGUGACGGAAUACCUGAUAACCUUGAAGAUUCAGAUGGUGAUGGAAUUCCUGAUAGUCUUGAUGACGACGAUGACAAUGAUGGUAUCCCUGAUGACAAAGAAAAAGAUACUGAUGGGGACGGAAUUCCUGAUUAUUUAGAUGAUGACGAUGAUGGCGAUGGGAUUCCAGAUGACAAAGAAAAGGAUACAGAUGGAGACGGUAUUCCCGAUUAUCUCGAUGACGAUGACGAUAAUGAUGGAAUCCCUGAUCACUUAGAUGACGACGAUGACGGCGACGGAAUCCCUGAUGAUCAAGAAGACAGCGAUGGUGAUGGUAUUCCGGAUCAUUUAGAUGAUGACGAUGAUGGCGAUGGUAUUCCUGACGACAAGGAAAAGGAUACUGAUGGUGAUGGUAUUCCUGAUUAUCUCGAUGAUGAUGAUGACGGCGAUGGCAUUCCAGAUCAUUUAGACACCGACGACGACGGCGAUGGAAUUCCAGAUAACCAAGAAGACAGUGAUGGAGAUGGAAUACCAGAUAUUCUCGAUAACGAUGACGAUGGCGAUGGUAUUCCAGAUGAUGAAGAAAUUGAUACCGAUGGAGACGGCAUUCCUGAUCACUUAGACGACGAUGACGACGGAGACGGUAUUCCAGAUAAAGAAGAAGAUAGCGACGGUGAUGGAAUUCCUGAUUACAUCGACGACGAUGACGAUGGCGAUGGAGUACCAGAUGAAAAAGAAAAAGACACAGACGGUGACGGAAUUCCCGAUUAUCUUGAUGACGAUGACGAUAAUGAUGGCAUUCCAGAUCACUUAGAUGAUGACGAUGAUGGUGACGGUAUUCCUGAUAACCAAGAGGACAGUGAUGGUGAUGGAAUUCCUGAUUAUCUUGAUGAUGACGACGAUGGUGAUGGUAUUCCUGAUGAUAAGGAAAAGGAUACAGAUGGUGACGGAAUUCCCGAUUAUCUCGAUGAUGAUGACGAUAAUGAUGGCAUUCCAGAUCACUUAGAUGACGACGAUGACGGCGACGGAAUCCCUGAUGAUCAAGAAGACAGCGAUGGUGAUGGUAUUCCGGAUCAUUUAGAUGAUGACGAUGAUGGUGAUGGUAUUCCUGACGACAAGGAAAAGGAUACGGAUGGUGACGGAAUUCCCGAUUAUCUCGAUGACGAUGACGAUAAUGAUGGAAUCCCCGAUCACUUAGAUGACGACGAUGACGGCGACGGAAUCCCUGAUGAUCAAGAAGACAGCGAUGGUGAUGGUAUUCCGGAUCAUUUAGAUGAUGACGAUGAUGGUGAUGGUAUUCCUGACGACAAGGAAAAGGAUACGGAUGGUGACGGAAUUCCCGAUUAUCUCGAUGACGAUGACGAUAAUGAUGGCAUUCCAGAUCACUUAGAUGACGACGACGACGGCGACGGAAUCCCUGAUGAUCAAGAAGACAGCGAUGGUGAUGGUAUUCCGGAUCAUUUAGAUGAUGACGAUGAUGGUGAUGGUAUUCCUGACGACAAGGAAAAGGAUACGGAUGGUGACGGAAUUCCCGAUUAUCUCGAUGACGAUGACGAUAAUGAUGGCAUUCCAGAUCACUUAGAUGACGACGAUGACGGCGACGGAAUCCCUGAUGAUCAAGAAGACAGCGAUGGUGAUGGUAUUCCGGAUCAUUUAGAUGAUGACGAUGAUGGUGAUGGUAUUCCUGACGACAAGGAAAAGGAUACGGAUGGUGACGGAAUUCCCGAUUAUCUCGAUGACGAUGACGAUAAUGAUGGCAUUCCAGAUCACUUAGAUGACGACGAUGACGGCGACGGAAUCCCUGAUGAUCAAGAAGACAGCGAUGGUGAUGGUAUUCCGGAUCAUUUAGAUGAUGACGAUGAUGGUGAUGGUAUUCCUGACGACAAGGAAAAGGAUACGGAUGGUGACGGAAUUCCCGAUUAUCUCGAUGACGAUGACGAUAAUGAUGGCAUUCCAGAUCACUUAGAUGACGACGAUGACGGCGACGGAAUCCCUGAUGAUCAAGAAGACAGCGAUGGUGAUGGUAUUCCGGAUCAUUUAGAUGAUGACGAUGAUGGUGAUGGUAUUCCAGAUGAUAAAGAGAAGGAUACGGACGGAGAUGGUAUACCCGAUUAUUUAGACGACGAUGAUGAUGGCGAUGGCAUUCCAGAUCAUUUGGAUGAUGAUGAUGACGGAGAUGGAAUAUCAGAUGAUAAGGAAAAAGACACAGAUGGAGACGGCAUCCCUGAUUAUCUCGAUGACGAUGAUGAUGGUGACGGUAUCCCCGACCAUUUAGACAAAGACGAUGACGGAGAUGGUAUCCCAGACAAUGAGGAAGACAGCGACGGUGAUGGCAUCCCUGAUUAUUUAGACGAAGACGACGAUAAUGAUGGUAUUCCUGAUGAUAAGGAAAAGGAUACUGAUGGAGAUGGAAUUCCAGACUACCUUGAUGACGAUGAUGAUGGUGAUGGUAUUCCGGAUCAUUUAGAUGAUGACGAUGAUGGUGAUGGUAUUCCUGAUGAUAAGGAAAAGGAUACUGAUGGAGAUGGAAUUCCAGACUACCUUGAUGACGAUGAUGAUGGUGAUGGUAUUCCCGACCAUUUAGACAAAGAUGACGACGGAGAUGGAAUUCCAGAUGAUCAAGAAGACAGCGAUGGUGAUGGUAUUCCGGAUCAUUUAGAUGAUGACGAUGAUGGUGAUGGUAUUCCUGACGACAAGGAAAAGGAUACAGAUGGUGACGGAAUUCCCGAUUAUCUCGAUGACGAUGACGAUAAUGAUGGAAUCCCCGAUCACUUAGAUGACGACGAUGACGGCGACGGAAUCCCUGAUGAUCAAGAAGACAGCGAUGGUGAUGGUAUUCCGGAUCAUUUAGAUGAUGACGAUGAUGGUAUGGUAUUCCUGACGACAAGGAAAAAGAUACUGAUGAUAGUGAUGGACGGCGAUGGGAUACCCGACCAUUUGGAUGACGAUGAUGACGGUGAUGGCAUUCCCGAUAACCAGGAAGAUAGUGAUGGAGAUGGAAUCCCUGAUUACCUAGACAACGACGAUGAUGGUGAUGGUAUUCCUGAUGAUCAGGAAAAGGACACAGAUGGUGACGGAAUUCCGGAUUAUCUGGAUGAUGAUGACGAUGGCGAUGGCAUACCUGACCAUUUGGAUGAUGAUGAUGAUGGUGAUGGUAUACCUGAUGAUAAGGAGAAGGAUACUGAUGGGGAUGGUAUUCCCGACUAUCUUGAUGAUGAUGAUGAUGGUGAUGGAAUUCCAGAUCACCUGGAUAAUGAUGAUGAUGGAGAUGGCAUUGAUGAUGACAAAGAAAAAGAUACAGAUGGCGAUGGCAUUCCAGAUUAUCUUGACGACGAUGACGAUGGAGACGGAGUUCAGGACCAUCUAGAUAAAGACGAUGACGGUGAUGGAAUCCCUGAUGAACAAGAAGAUAGUGAUGGAGAUGGUAUUCCUGAUCACUUAGAUGAUGACGAUGAUGGAGAUGGCAUUACGGAUGAUAAAGACACAGAUACUGAUGGAGAUGGUAUUCCAGAUUAUAUGGACGAUGACGAUGAUGGUGAUGGCAUUCCAGAUCACUUAGAUAACGAUGAUGAUGGAGAUGGUAUCGAUGAUGAUAAAGAGAAGGAUACAGAUGGUGACGGAAUACCAGAUUAUAUUGAUGAUGACGAUGAUGGUGAUGGCAUCCCCGACCACUUAGAUAAUGACGACGAUGGAGAUGGUAUACCUGAUGAUCAAGAAGACAGUGAUGGUGAUGGAAUUCCUGAUUAUUUAGACGACGACGAUGAUAAUGAUGGCAUUCCUGACGACAAAGAAAAAGAUACUGACGGAGAUGGUAUACCAGAUUAUCUCGAUGACGAUGACGACAAUGAUGGAAUUCCUGAUCAUUUUGAUAACGAUGACGAUGGCGAUGGUAUUUCUGAUGACCAAGAGAAAGACACAGAUGGUGAUGGUAUUCCGGAUUAUCUUGAUGAUGACGAUGAUGGUGACGGUAUUCCAGACGAGGAAGAGGAUACUGAUGGAGAUGGUGUACCUGAUCAUUUGGACGAUGAUGAUGAUGGUGACGGUAUUCCUGAUGAUAAAGAGAAGGAUACAGAUGGUGAUGGCAUACCAGAUUAUUUAGAUGAUGACGACGAUAAUGAUGGCAUCCCAGAUCAUUUGGACGAUGAUGAUGAUGGUGAUGGUAUUCCAGAUGAUAAAGAGAAGGAUACGGACGGAGAUGGUAUACCCGAUUAUUUAGACGACGAUGAUGAUGGCGAUGGCAUUCCAGAUCAUUUGGAUGAUGAUGAUGACGGAGAUGGAAUAUCAGAUGAUAAGGAAAAAGACACAGAUGGAGACGGCAUUCCUGAUUAUCUCGAUGACGAUGAUGAUGGUGACGGUAUCCCCGACCAUUUAGACAAAGACGAUGACGGAGAUGGUAUCCCAGACAAUGAGGAAGACAGCGACGGUGAUGGCAUCCCUGAUUAUUUAGACGAAGACGACGAUAAUGAUGGUAUUCCUGAUGAUAAGGAAAAGGAUACUGAUGGAGAUGGAAUUCCUGAUUACCUAGAUGAUGAUGAUGAUGGUGAUGGUAUUCCCGACCAUUUAGACAAAGAUGACGACGGAGAUGGAAUUCCAGAUAAUCAAGAGGACAGUGAUGGUGACGGAAUACCUGACCAUUUAGAUGAUGAUGAUGAUGGCGAUGGUAUUCCAGACUAUAAAGAAAAAGAUACUGACGGAGACGGAAUUCCAGACUACCUCGAUGAUGACGAUGACGGCGAUGGUAUUCCUGAUGAAUUAGACGACGAUGAUGACGGUGAUGGUAUUCCUGAUGAUAAAGAAAAGGAUACAGAUGGAGACGGCAUCCCUGAUUAUCUCGAUGACGACGAUGAUGGUGACGGAAUUCCCGACCAUUUGGAUGACGACGAUGACGGAGAUGGAAUUCCAGAUAAUCAAGAAGACAGUGACGGUGAUGGGAUUCCUGACUAUUUAGACGAUGAUGACGACAAUGAUGGUAUUCCUGACGACAAGGAAAAAGAUACAGAUGGAGACGGCAUCCCUGAUUAUCUCGAUGACGAUGAUGAUGGUGACGGAAUUCCCGACCAUUUGGACGACGAUGCCGACGGAGAUGGUAUUCCAGACGACAAAGAAAAAGAUACUGAUGGUGAUGGCAUACCAGAUUACUUAGACGACGACGAUGAUGGUGAUGGAAUUCCUGAUAAUUUAGACAACGACGAUGACGGCGAUGGAAUUCCAGACAACCAGGAGGAUAGUGAUGGGGACGGUAUUCCUGAUCAUCUAGAUAAUGAUGAUGACGGCGAUGGUAUACCAGAUGAUAAAGAAAAAGAUACUGACGGAGACGGAAUUCCUGAUUACUUAGACGAUGACGAUGACGGCGAUGGUAUUCCUGACCACUUAGAUGACGAUGCUGAUGGCGAUGGAAUUCCCGAUGAUAAAGAAAUUGACAGCGAUGGUGAUGGUAUCCCAGAUUAUCUAGACGAUGAUGAUGAUAAUGACGGCAUCCCUGAUCAUUUAGAUUCCGAUUCUGACGGAGAUGGAAUACCUAACUUUAUGGAAAAAGACACAGAUGGUGAUGGUUUUACCGACUAUUUGGAUUUUGACGAUGAUAAUGACGGAAUACUAGAUGCUUUUGACAACGACGAUGAUGGUGACGGAACUCUAGAUGAUGAUGAGGACAUGGAUGGCGAUGGUAUUCCGGACUAUUUAGAUGCGGACGCUGAUGGCGAUGGAUUUGCAGAUAAGCUACCAGAUUCUGACGGAGAUGGAAUCCCUGAUCACGUGGAUACGGAUGCUGAUGGUGAUGGUGUUCCUGAUAAUCUUGCAGAUUCAGAUGGAGACGGUAUCCCGGAUAUUCUGGACGAUGAUGAUGACAAUGAUGGCAUACCUGAUGAAUUAGACAAUGACGAUGAUAAUGAUGGAAUUCCAGAUGAUAAAGACUCUAAAAAGUGUGGUAAAAAUGGAUGCAAAGGAGUAAAGAAACCCGUAGACGAUGAAGAUGACGACGACGAUGAUGACGAUGACAAUGAUGAGAAAUCACAACAAUCAUUAUUUUCAAAACUAGUAAGUGCAAUUUCAGACUUAAUUUUAUCGAACGAUAAUGAAGAACAGAAAUCCGAAAGCGUUCGAAAUUUACCAAGUCCGUCCAGGAAGAAAGACCAAGGAAAUACUAAAGAUCACGAACAAGAAAUUGACUUAUUAGAUUUAUUUUUCGGUGUAGAAGAAGAUGGAAAGGACAGUAGUGAAAAUGAUUCCAGUGAUGAUAAAAAACGAUCUGUUGGAGCGUAACUCAGUUAGAUUACUAGCUUACAUACCUAAAUAAAUUUUAUUUUGUCCUCUCUUAAAUAAUUGCAAAAGGAUAAAGCAACUUUUUCGCUCAAGUAGCCCAACACUAUGAAAAAUGAUAUUCUGUUUAUAAAAUAUGAAAUAAGGAGUAAUAGAUUUGAUCUCUAUCUAUAUUGACAAAAAUAUAUACAAGUAUGAAAAUGAUGUAAUUUUCGCUCGUCAUAAAACAUGUAAAAAAUGAACAAAGUUGAAAUUGAUUUAUCAGUAUCUAAAGUGAAACGAUAUUUUAUAUUUAUGAUAAUAUUUUGAACAUGUUAUUAUUGAUUGUAUGAUGGAUGAUUUUUAUUAUUUAUAUAUUGUUUAAUGUUACUUGUAUAUGUAUUACAUAAUCGCUACAUUAGGUCGUAUCAUGUCUUACAUAACUAUCUCUUAAUACAAAUAUAUAUAACUACACAUCUUUAAAUCUUUGAUAGAAUUUCACGAAUAUCAUCAUCAGGCCUGUGGAUGUGUUAGAGCUGAUUUAGAAUGCAAUAAAACUCCAGUUUCUAGUUUGUACGUCUAAUUAAUUAAACUUUUAUUCUUUUCGUUUUGUUUAUCAUUAAACAUAGUUCAAUCAAUUCUGAAUUUCAUAUCAAAAUAUUUUUAUGCAGGUUUUAUUGGAAGGUUAGUUUAUUUCUUAUCCUAUAAAUACACACUUUUAAAGCGUGUAAAAUUGUCCGUAUGGCGAAAGUUAUGUACAAUUUUUAUCUAGCUGUCAUUUACUUUAUAUUCUUGAUUGUUUCAGUAGACAUAGGAAUAUAGGCUUGAUGUGGCGUUGUGUAUUUUUGUUUUGUUUUUUUGUUUGUGAAGUAAAUAUUUACCAUACAGUACAUCAUAUAUUCCUUAUAUAGCCAAAUGCGAUUCACUGUUGUCAUACAUUCCUCGGUACGUCAUUGAUGAGAGAGUCCAUGGAACAUCGUCGUUCAAUAUUUAGAAAAGAACCCUUCUGAAUAGGAAAAUAUUUUUUUAAGUUAUAAUAAAUACCUGUUGACAGUUCACUAUCCUAAUUAUUCAUAAAUGCGUAAUGUAAAUGUAUAUUUAUAUAUAUGCAAAAGUAUUACAAAGCGGUUAUGUCACAGACUCCAAGGUUAAUGUACUCUUAGCGUUGUAUAUGUAUUAGCGAUUCAUAAGAAGGUUGGUCGAAUUGUGCUGUCGUAUUUUAUUCUAAAAAAAUUCUAGAAGCUAAUGUUAUAUAUGGCAUAUAUAUAUAUUUCAUGUAAAACGGUGUAUGCUUAGGAAAUAUAAUAAUUCGUUAUGUAAUAUGUAUGAAUGUUACACCAAAUAAUAAAUUAUCAUAGUAAUAUUACAGAUUUCUAUUACAAAUGUAAAAUAAGAGACAUAUGCCGGUAUGGACAUUACCUUUGUGUUAAGAACAUAAGAUAUUAUGAUUCUCUAGCUUUAAAACCACGAUUUGUUUACCACAGUAUUAGUGUAUUUUUUUGUUUUGAUAUUUCUGGUACUUUCAUGUAAGGCAUUUUGUUACAAGUCUUUAUAGAUUAAGUUCCAACAAACAAUUUGUGUGUUAUCAAUAUUCACGUCGACUUGUGAUCAUAACAACACUGCUCAAAUAAAAAGUCUUCCAAAAUUUCACAUGACCUUUGAAUUAGCAGCGCCAACUCAAGAAGUUAAUAUCGCUUUGUUCUGAUGUUUACAAUAUCUAUGCAAAAUAUUCUCAAAAUAUGAGAUGUCUGAAAAUCAAAGAAACAUGUUUCUUUACUUUAAUCGUAACAGCUGUAUCCCAAUCAUGUUUUCCCAUUAUUUGCCAUAUAGUAGAACCUCAUUAUCUCGAACGCAUACAAAUCGGAAACCCCUAUUAAUUCGAAGUAUUUCGUCAGGCCCGGCCAGACUUUUCCGAUCACUCGAUCUCACUUAAAUCGAAUACUCGGAUAUUUCGAAGUUUUCCAACGGUCCCGGGCGAAAUAAAGAAGUUCGACUAUAUUUGGCAAUUAGGUAUUCUCCAGUUUUACAGAAAUUCAUGUUUCCAUAUCUGAAUUUGCAAUAUAUUAUAUUAAUAUAAUAUCCUCAUAUGAUGAUUGCACAGUUGUUUAUCUUUUUACUGAAUGCUGUUGUGGAAGUAUAUGUUAUGUAUGUUAAUUUUCUGUGUAUGAUUUAUGGAGUUUUUCGAUGUUUUAAGUUUCCUAAUAAACUAGUUUUCAUUGUUAUAUCAUCAUGUGAUUGGUGUUGAACAUGUCCAUGUCGCAGAUGGCUUAUUUGUGGGUCUAAAUGUACUCUCAUUUUUAUCUCCUAGCCAAAACGUAGGAAAAACCACUUUCAUCUCAGUCGAAAAAAGACUAAUCUUGAUCUUUUCACGCUUGAAACAUGGAGAUUUUAGUUCAUAAAAUCAAGAUCUACAAUGACAAAAAUCAAUCCGUGUACAACAUUGAGUAGAAAAUCACGAUCCAAGGAUAGCCUAUAUACUAAGAUAUAUAUAUGAGGCUUAAUUAAAAAAGUUUACCUUCCUUCAAAUUUAUAAAACUUAUAAAUCGUUAAAUCAUCGUUAUAAUAUAUAAUCUCGAAGCAUCUCUUUUGUUUGGAUUUUGCCAUUCCUUGAUUCCAGAUGUUCUAUAACAAUUCUUUAAGAUUGAAAUCCUAGAGCAACGUGUGAGCGUUGAAUGUUCCUUACUUUUCACCAAACGAAUGUACUCUACAUGUAAGGGGUUUGAAACGUCUAUAAAUACAUGCUUAUUACUAUUAUUACAAUCAAGCAUUAGUCAAAUACGUUAGAUCAUUACCUGGAGUGUAGAAUUUUAUUCUGAUCCAUUUCAGCCAAGUCAAUAAAACACUGAGAUGAAUUA
Molecule: messenger RNA, 11947 nt
Organism: Ylistrum balloti
Lineage: Eukaryota; Metazoa; Mollusca; Bivalvia; Pectinida; Pectinidae
Product: mesocentin-like
Biological process (GO): protein folding
Molecular function (GO): ATP hydrolysis activity; calcium ion binding; ATP-dependent protein folding chaperone
Source: RefSeq, a predicted model, not a curated record